AUGGGAUGGAGAGAUUAUUAUAAAGAUUAUCUCUCAAUUUUUGGAUCUGGUGAUGAUUAAUGUCCUUUAAAUCAUGUACAUGUACCUGGUUUCCAUCCACAUUAAUGUCUGUGUAAUUGGUAGUAAUAUAUUUUAGCUAUUUCUGAAGUUUGUAUAGGAGUAACAAAAGUAGAAGUUAGAAUUCUUUUUAAAGAUUAACAUUUAUGUCAUCCCAGAUUCAAAACAACUAAAAUGAAAAUAGAUAAUACAACUGUAAUUUGUUAGGAUGGUUAUAUGUUGUAAAUAGAUUUAACAUUAGACUAGAAUUUCAUUUACUCAUGUGUUCGUAAGAAUAUUUAUUAUAUAUAAUAGCUGCUUGGGAAGGAAAAUGUUAUAUAUAUUACAAUUCACCAAGAAACAGAGGAUGUUAUAGAUGUUAUAACUUUUAAUCUUAAAUUACUUUCUAUCAUCUUAUUUAUUUUAAUUUAUAAUAUUCAAUUUAUUUUAAUCUUCAUAUUUUGAUUUAGAAUAUUUAUAUAUAAGGAUCAUCUUUAACUUUAUCUCUUAAUUUAUUUUUAAUAAUCAACUUAUCAACAUUUUUCUUCCAAUUUCUUCAAUUAGUAAUACACAAUUUUUAUUCCAUCACUUGUUAAUUAAUAUUAAUAUGCUUAUAUUCAUUGUAAAUUCUUUUUGCAUCUCUCUUGUUUUAUUUUCUUACUGCUAAUAACAUUAUACUUAAAAAGUCAAAACUUUUUUUUUGUCAAUAUUUAAAAUUAAAAUGA
Paramecium sonneborni is the source of this 761-nucleotide messenger RNA. The record is from the annotation of a GenBank genome assembly. NCBI's taxonomy places the organism in Eukaryota, Ciliophora, Oligohymenophorea, Peniculida, Parameciidae.